GAAAGGGCUUUUAUUUUGGAGGAAGUUCAUUGACCACAGUCUGCCGUCGUUGUCGCUGUCAUGGCUUUCCUCUGCUCGACUGCUGCUUCGCUCCUGAAGACCUCCAGAGCAGCGCCGGGCCUCCUGUCCGCUGCCCGGCUCUACAGCUCAGGUCAGUAUGAGUAUAUUCUGGUGGAAAAGCGAGGUGACCAGAGUAACGUGGGUUUCAUCCAGUUGAACCGGCCUAAGGCUCUGAACGCUUUGUGUGACGGGCUGAUGAAGGAGGUGGGACAAGCCCUGGACGCCUUUGAAACUGACAGUGAAGUCGGAGCUAUAGUCAUCACCGGCAGUGACAGAGCUUUUGCUGCCGGAGCGGACAUUAAAGAGAUGCAGAAUCGAACCUUCCAGGAGUGUUACGGUGGAAACUUCCUGGCUCACUGGAACAGAGUGUCCACAGUGAAGAAGCCUGUGAUUGCCGCUGUCAAUGGAUUUGCUCUUGGUGGAGGCUGUGAGCUGGCGAUGAUGUGCGACAUCAUCUAUGCCGGCGAGAAGGCGCAGUUCGGCCAACCAGAGAUCCUGUUGGGGACCAUUCCUGGGGCGGGUGGCACCCAGCGGCUGACCCGUGCGGUGGGGAAAUCCCUGGCUAUGGAGAUGGUUCUUACAGGAGACAGAAUUAAUGCACAAGAAGCCAAACAAUCAGGUUUGGUGAGUAAAAUCUAUCCUGUGGACCAGCUGGUGUCUGAAGCUGUUAAAUGUGGGGAGAAAAUUGCUUCCAACUCCAAACUGGUCUCUGCGAUGGCUAAAGAGGCUGUUAACGCAGCUUAUGAACUGACUUUGGCUGAGGGUAAUCGUUUGGAAAAGCGUUUAUUCCACGCUACCUUUGCUACUGACGAUCGCAAAGAAGGCAUGACGGCAUUUGUGGAGAAGAGAAAGGCCAGUUUCCAGGACAAUUAGAAAAGAGCAGAUCGAGAGCUCGGCCAAGGACACAAAGGCUGCGUUCACACUGAAAGCCCUCGUGCUCAAUUCUGAUUUAUUGCUCGGAUGUGAUUUUUGUUUGGCUGUUCACAUUAUGUUUUUAAUGUGGCCCAUAUCUAAUUAAUAAUUCCAAUGUGAACAGGUCACAGUUCUGAAGUGACCCACAUGACAAACGUAGAUCUAUAGGGACAUAAAAGUCACAUAAAUGUUCACACUGAGGCCACAUUGCAACAUAACUACAUAAGUAGCUCAAAUCAGAAUUCAAAAGAUCAGAUUGAUUUGUGAUUUAUGCUGUUCAAACUGUCGUAAGUCACAUAUUAGCAAAAACAUAAUCAGAUUUGGGUCACUUUGGCCUGCAGUCUGAGCGCUGCCAAAGUUCCUGAUAUCAGCGGGUCAUUUCCUUAUCUGCAAUAAGUUUAAUGAUACAGAAAUCCUGAUGGUAGUGGAACAUACGCUGUUUGAAUUAGGAUUUGGCACCGAGUGAGUGUCUUAUUACAGUGAAGCCCUGCUGCCAGUGGAGACUCAGUAUCAAAAUCAAAUGCAGUCUGGUUGCAAGAGUGCAGGGGGUUUGUGUGUGAAGACCAUUUGAUAACUGUGUUAUAAUCAGUAAUUAACAGGGGGAAUCUAUCUUGAUGACUCUUACUGACUUUGCCUUUUCAUUUUCACUGUCAAAAGUUUGUCUGCAUUUCGUAGGCAACUUGUUUCUGUGUACAUUUUACAAAUAAAGCUCUAGGGUGGUUUUCAGUACUGUAACUGAGACAUGAACAGAAA
This is a messenger RNA of Dicentrarchus labrax (European seabass), 1725 nucleotides long. It is a transcript of the gene echs1, whose product is annotated as enoyl CoA hydratase, short chain, 1, mitochondrial. Gene Ontology annotation, biological process: fatty acid beta-oxidation. The coding region runs from base 61 to 933 and encodes 290 amino acids. Gene Ontology annotation, cellular component: mitochondrion. Lineage: Eukaryota; Metazoa; Chordata; Actinopteri; Moronidae. Gene Ontology annotation, molecular function: enoyl-CoA hydratase activity. The transcript has 8 exons. The record is from RefSeq and is a predicted model, not a curated record.